AUGGCGUCACACAUUGUUGGAUAUCCUCGUAUGGGCCCCAAGAGAGAGCUCAAAUUCGCUCUGGAGUCCUUCUGGGAUGGAAAGAGCAGUGCCGAGGAUUUGGAAAAAGUGGCUGCUGACCUUAGGGCAUCAAUCUGGAAGCAGAUGUCUGAAGCUGGGAUCAAAUACAUCCCGAGCAACACGUUUUCAUACUAUGAUCAGGUGCUCGACACAACUGCCAUGCUUGGUGCUGUACCGCCAAGAUACAACUGGCCUGGUAAUGAGAUUGGUUUCUCCACUUAUUUCUCUAUGGCAAGAGGAAAUGCCUCUGUUCCUGCUAUGGAGAUGACCAAGUGGUUCGACACCAACUACCACUUCAUUGUCCCUGAGUUGGGCCCUGAUGUCAAGUUUUCUUAUGCUUCACACAAGGCAGUUAAUGAAUACAAUGAGGCUAAAGCGCUCGGUAUUGAUACUGUUCCAGUUCUUAUUGGCCCUGUCACAUACUUGUUGCUCUCUAAACCUGCCAAGGGUGUCGAGAAGACUUUCUCUCUUCUUUCACUUCUUGACAAAAUUCUCCCUAUCUAUAAGGAAGUUAUUGCUGAGCUGAAGGCUGCAGGUGCUUCAUGGAUCCAAUUUGAUGAGCCCACACUUGUUUUGGACCUUGAAUCGCACAAGUUGGAGGCAUUCACCAAGGCCUAUGCUGAGCUCGAAUCAUCAUUGUCUGGCCUUAAUGUUUUGAUCGAAACUUAUUUUGCCGAUGUGCCCGCGGCUGCAUACAAAACCCUUACCUCAUUGAGUGCAGUUUCUGGUUUCGGAUUUGAUUUGGUUCGUGGGACUCAGACACUUGAUCUGAUCAAGGGUGGAUUCCCUUCCGGAAAGUACCUCUUUGCUGGAGUUGUUGAUGGGAGAAACAUCUGGGCCAACGACCUUGCUGCAUCUCUUGCCACUCUGCAGUCUCUUGAGGGCAUUGUCGGAAAAGACAAGCUUGUUGUCUCGACCUCCAGCUCACUUCUCCACACGGCUGUCGAUCUUGUUAAUGAGACUAAGUUGGAUCAAGAAAUCAAGUCAUGGCUUGCAUUCGCCGCGCAAAAGGUUGUCGAAGUGAAUGCUCUGGCGAAGGCACUUGCUGGCCAGAAAGAUGAGGCCUUCUUUUCUGCAAAUGCUGCUGCUCAAGCUUCCAGAAAAUCAUCUCCCAGGGUGACUAAUGAAGCUGUCCAGAAGGCUGCUGCUGCGUUAAAGGGUUCUGAUCACCGCCGUGCAACAAAUGUAAGUGCCAGACUCGAUGCUCAACAGAAGAAACUAAAUCUUCCGAUCCUCCCCACCACAACUAUUGGUUCCUUCCCUCAGACCAUCGAGCUCAGGAGAGUUCGUCGUGAGUAUAAGGCCAAGAAGAUCUCUGAGGAGGAUUACAUCAAGGCUAUUAAGGAGGAGAUCAACAAGGUUGUCAAGCUUCAGGAAGAGCUCGAUAUCGAUGUUCUUGUUCAUGGAGAGCCAGAGAGAAACGAUAUGGUUGAGUACUUUGGUGAGCAAUUGUCCGGCUUUGCCUUCACAGCCAAUGGGUGGGUCCAAUCCUAUGGAUCUCGCUGUGUAAAGCCGCCAAUCAUCUAUGGUGAUGUGAGCCGCCCGAAACCUAUGACUGUUUUCUGGUCAACUGCUGCCCAGAGCAUGACCAAGCGCCCGAUGAAAGGAAUGCUUACGGGUCCCGUCACCAUUCUUAACUGGUCUUUCGUCAGAAAUGAUCAACCUAGGUUCGAGACGUGCUACCAGAUUGCUUUGGCCAUCAAGGACGAGGUUGAGGAUCUAGAGAAGGCUGGAAUAACCGUCAUCCAAAUUGACGAGGCUGCAUUGAGAGAAGGCUUACCUCUGAGGAAAUCUGAGCAUGCUUUCUACUUGGAUUGGGCCGUGCACUCUUUCAGAAUCACAAAUGUCGGGGUUGAGGACACCACUCAGAUCCACACGCACAUGUGCUACUCCAACUUCAACGACAUCAUCCAUUCCAUCAUCGACAUGGAUGCUGAUGUCAUCACCAUCGAGAACUCUCGUUCAGACGAGAAGCUGCUUUCAGUGUUCCGUGAGGGAAUCAAGUACGGUGCUGGAAUUGGGCCUGGAGUGUACGAUAUCCACUCCCCGAGAAUCCCGUCUACCGAAGAAAUUGCUGACAGGAUUAACAAAAUGCUUGCUGUCCUAGAAACCAACAUCUUGUGGGUGAACCCAGAUUGUGGUCUGAAGACCCGUAAGUACACGGAGGUUAAGCCCGCCCUCGAGAACAUGGUCUCGGCUGCUAAGCUCCUCAGGACCCAGCUUGCCAGUGCUAAAUGA
This is a messenger RNA of Striga hermonthica, 2298 nucleotides long. Lineage: Eukaryota; Viridiplantae; Streptophyta; Magnoliopsida; Lamiales; Orobanchaceae. The record is from the annotation of a GenBank genome assembly.